GUGUGGCUGCAGCGGGGCUUGCAGGUAUCCGGUCUUGCUGGCCCAGCAAGCCUGAUAAGCAUGAAGCUCCUAUCUUUGGUGGCUGUGGUCGGGUGCUUGCUGGUGCCCCCAGCUCAAGCCAACAAGGUGAGGGAGGUGAGCCGGCAGCACUUCGUGACGACGACCGUGCACGAGCACCCUGCCUACAGGGCUUCCUCAGAGAGUUCUGAAGAUAUCCGGUGCAAGUGCAUCUGUCCACCUUACAGAAACAUCAGUGGCCACAUUUACAAUCAGAAUGUGUCACAGAAGGACUGCAACUGCCUGCAUGUGGUGGAGCCCAUGCCAGUGCCCGGCCACGACGUGGAGGCCUACUGCCUGCUGUGUGAGUGCAGGUAUGAGGAGCGCAGCACCACUACCAUCAAGGUCAUCAUUGUCAUCUACCUGUCCGUGGUGGGUGCCCUCUUGCUCUACAUGGCCUUCCUGAUGUUGGUGGACCCUCUGAUUCGAAAGCCAGAUGCAUACACUGAACAACUGCACAAUGAGGAGGAGAAUGAGGAUGUGCGCUCUGUGGCAGCAGCCGCCACGUCACUUGGGGGACCCCGAGCAAACACAGUGCUGGAGCGCGUGGAAGGUGCUCAGCAGCGGUGGAAGCUGCAGGUGCAGGAGCAGCGGAAGACAGUCUUUGAUCGGCACAAGAUGCUCAGCUAGAUGCAGUGUGGUCGGGUUGGGGCCCCAAGGCCACGGCUGUCAGCCUGCAGGCUGGACGGAGCCAGGGGCUACCACUCCUUUCCCUCAGUGCCAGUCUUCUCCCGGUAUCUCUUAAGAGCCUGUGACGUUUUUCCUUCUCCCUCUCUUUAGAAAUGUUGUACUUGGCUGUUUUGAUUAGAGAAGAGCGAUGGGGUUUCUGAUUUUUCUCCUCAGAGCUUUGGGGUUGAAGGGAGGGGAAGGCAGGCCAGAAGGGAACGGAGACAUUGGAGGCGGCCUCGGGAGUGGAUGGGGUCUGUCUUUUGGCUUCACCCUUCCAGUUCCGGGUCUUGGGGAUGUUAGUACCCUUUGGAAGAUGGAACUGGGUUACCAAGAACUCAGUGUCUGGCAGGAAAGCAUGGCCUGGCACUCAGCACGUGCUCCUGUCUGCAGUGGUUCUCCUGACUGCCUUCCUCUCAGCCCCAAACCACUGUGGUCUUCCAGGUGCACCUGGGAGCUUGGUGUACCUUCUUCCCUGUGCUCUUCCAUCAGGGAUGUCAGUGUCCAUGCAUUCCUGCUUACUCUGCUGCCUGUCCCCUCACUCCCACUUCAAGUGGCUGGGCAGUCCCCUCUCCUCUCCCCAGUGUCCACAGUCACUGAGCCAGACAGUUGGUCAGACCACGCGACAUACGAGGCUGAGCAGUGGGUUUGAAUACCAUGGCUUCUGUCCUUGGAUCACCACUUGUCCCUGAAUUUCAUUGUACCAAUGCAUGGAGAGAAUGUUUGUCCUGUUGUCUUAGCGUUGUCGGUAAAUCAAGGAAGCCAUCAUUAAAUUGUUUUAUUUCUCUCAC
Carlito syrichta (Philippine tarsier) is the source of this 1514-nucleotide messenger RNA. It is a transcript of the gene TMEM9, whose product is annotated as transmembrane protein 9. The record is from RefSeq and is a predicted model, not a curated record. Gene Ontology annotation, cellular component: lysosomal membrane. NCBI's taxonomy places the organism in Eukaryota, Metazoa, Chordata, Mammalia, Primates, Tarsiidae.